Messenger RNA from Mycena citricolor, 704 nucleotides. The record is from the annotation of a GenBank genome assembly. NCBI's taxonomy places the organism in Eukaryota, Fungi, Basidiomycota, Agaricomycetes, Agaricales, Mycenaceae.
CGAAGCUUGAUGUGGAUCGAGGACCAUGUACGUCGUCGGCCUUUGUUUUCGUGUCCCCGCACUCACUGGGAGCUACAGACAGAAGCGCUGAAGCAGCGCUGAUGGCUACAGCGGGCAAGGAAAUGGCUUAUCUGACGCAGUUCGGGCAACCAAUCCUUCCGUUUCGUCGUCAGCGGCGGUUUGGAUACCAGAACAGGCCGCAGUCGCCAUUGUCCCACGUGGAGAAUUUGGAACGAUUCAUCGAAAUCGCGCCGUUCCUCCUCCCCAAGGACCCGGCUCAAAGCCGUUUCUGCAUCCGCCAUCCAGACCUUCGCUACGACAAUAUCAUCGUAGCCCGCUCGCCUGACACAGGCUGUGAAAUUGUUAGCCUCAUCGAUUGGCAACACGCCUCUAUUCUGCCCAUGUUUCUCCUCGCUGGCGUUCCACAACAGCUCCAAAGCCACGACGACAACAUCUCCCAAUCUACAACCCCGCUCUAUCGGCCAGAGAACCUCGAGGCGUUGAGUGAGGGCGAGCGAGACCAACAGGAGUAUGUCUACCGCCAGCGCGUAGUCAACUACCAUUAUCACACGAGCACGGAACAGUGCAACCAGCGCCACUACACCGCCCUGACGGACCCCUUGCACGCGCUUCGCGGCCGCCUUUUCGCGCAGGCGGGUGCUCCGUGGGAGGGCGAGACUCUCGAGCUGAAGCUUUCUCUCAUC